Messenger RNA from Mercurialis annua (annual mercury), 1151 nucleotides. Its product is annotated as bidirectional sugar transporter N3. Gene Ontology annotation, molecular function: sugar transmembrane transporter activity. NCBI's taxonomy places the organism in Eukaryota, Viridiplantae, Streptophyta, Magnoliopsida, Malpighiales, Euphorbiaceae. The record is from RefSeq and is a predicted model, not a curated record. Gene Ontology annotation, cellular component: membrane. The transcript is spliced from 6 exons. The coding region runs from base 137 to 1015 and encodes 292 amino acids. Gene Ontology annotation, biological process: carbohydrate transport.
CUGCAUGAAAACUCACAUCUCACAGUUUCACCACCGUUUCACCAUCGUUUCUUAAAGCUAGGGUUUCAGUUCUUCCCCUGAGACCCUGCUUUUUCUCCUCACAAAACAUAACUUCACAAACAAGAAACACUUUCAAAUGGCAAUUAUCAGCACUCACCCUCCACUCACAUUUGCAUUUGGCAUUUUAGGUAAUAUCAUUUCAUUCCUGGUCUUCCUGGCUCCAGUGCCGACAUUUUAUAGAAUUUACAGAAAGAAAUCGACGGAGGGUUUUCAAUCAUUACCAUACCUAGUGGCGUUAUUCAGUUCGAUGCUUUGGCUGUAUUAUGCAAUGCUGAAAAAGGAUGUUUUUCUGCUAGUCACCAUCAACUCUUUCGGAUGUGUCAUCGAGACUAUUUAUAUCAUCAUGUAUAUCGUUUUUGCAACAAAAGAUAGCAGGGUCUCAACUUUGAAAGUUGUUGCAACAAUGAACAUAGGAUUAUUCGCCUUCAUCAUCCUAUUCUCUCAUUUUCUAGUCAAAGAAUCGGUUCGAGCUCAAGUUCUUGGCUGGAUUUGUGUUGCAGUUUCAGUUAGUGUGUUUGCAGCACCUUUGAGCAUUGUGGCACAAGUUAUUAAAACAAGGAGUGUUGAGUUCAUGCCAUUCAAUUUAUCAUUUUUCCUGACGUUGAGUGCAAUUAUGUGGUUUGCUUAUGGCCUUUCUUCCAAAGAUAUAUGUGUUGCUCUCCCAAACGUGUUGGGUUUCAUCUUGGGACUACUUCAGAUGGUAUUAUAUACAAUUUACAGAAAAGCAAAUAAAAUUAUUUUGGAUGAUCAAAAGCUACCAGAAAAUUUAAAGAGUAUUGUAAUUUUAAAUACAUUUGGAAAUUCUGAAGUUUAUCCAUUUGAUGAUCAAUCCAAACCAGAAGCCAAACACCAACAAAAAGACGAAGAAGAAGUUGCUGAGGCUGAGAAGAAAAAUGACAACGAUACUAAUGAAACAUCAAAGGAUUUCAACCCUAAAAAUGAAAAUGCAGUUUAAUUUAAUAUUUGUUAAUUAAUUUGUUAAAUGUCAAUUUUAAUGUUGUACACUUGUUUUUUUCGAUUACAAAUGUUAAUAAUGUUAAAAGGACAUGUAAAAGAAUAAAUGAAGAGCAAUAAUACUAAAUUUUAAUUCA